AUGUUUAAAAGAUCUAAAAGCAAAAUUGAACCUUUUAAAUCAUUUAAAAUACAACAUGAAAUUGAAUGUAUGGCAUUUUCACCAACUACUAAUUCAAUUAUAAUUGGAACUACAACUGGUAAAUUAUUAGUUUUUAACUCAAUUGAUUAUUCAAAACAAAAAGAAAUUCAAGUCUCUGGAUUUCCUACUGGAGCAUUAGCAAAACAAAGAAUUAUUGGAAUACUCAAAUCAAAAGAUAAAAUGGAAGAAGUUAAAGAAGUAAUGGAAAUGGGUAAUUCAACUGAAUUUCCAAUGGGAGAUGCAUUAAAAAAAUAUGACAUUGGAGUUGAUGAAAUUGCUUCUUCUGGUGGAAUUAAAUGUGUUAGUGUUGUACAUGAUUUAAAAGUUGCAGUUGGAUUUAAUUCUACUCUUGGACUAAUUGACUUAUCUACAUGUGGUGAAGUAGUAAUUAUUGAAGAAACAACAUUAGGUCAUUCAGGAAUGGUACGUCAUAUUGAUGUUUUUAAUAACAAAAUCAUUUCAUUAGCUAAUGAUCGUAAUAUUUGCAUUUGGGCUAGUGAUGGUAAACUUUUAAAAACACUCCCAAGAACAGAUGAAGAUGAAUAUUAUAAUACAUCAUUACUUACAACUCAAGGUGAUUUAUUAGUUUCUGGAAGUAGACAAUCAAAAUAUAUGAAUGAAAAAGGAGAUAUAACUCAAGUCUUUGAAGUAAGUGCAUACACUAUUCCAAAUGAUCCAACAAAUGCAAAAUUUAUUAAAUACUUUCAUCAUAAUAGAACAUCACCACAUCAUAAUGUUAUAGUUUCUAUUCAAUUAUUAGAAAAUGGAAAAAUUAUAACAGGAAGUCAAGAUGGUGUAUUUGCAAUUUGGGAAGAAACCGAAUAUCGUUGUUUAUUUAUCAAAAUUAAUUCAAGCCAAAUAGAAUAUACUAAACUAAAACAAAAUUGUCCUGUUCAUUGUGCUGUUUAUUGUGAUAAAUUAUUAAUUGUUUCUAUGAGAGAUUAUAUAGCAGCAUUUGACACAAGUUAUCGUGAAGUUACUCCUCAAAGAAAACCUAGUGAAGAAAAGUCAAUGAUGCCAUUUGGAAGAUAUAAACGAGAUAUUACUGAUAUCUUCUCAGUUAUGAAAAGUGAAAAAAAAUAUUGGCUUUAUCUUGUUGUGUCAGAAGCUGGAGAAAUUAACGUUGUUACUUUUGAUCCAAAUAAUAAACCUGCAUUUACUAAAACUCAAACUUUUACUUCAGAUGGAAAAAUUACUUCCUCUAUAAGAACUCAAAAAUCUUUAUUAAUGGGUUUUUCAAGAGGUACAGUAAUGGAAAUUAUGUUCUAA
Entamoeba histolytica HM-1:IMSS is the source of this 1329-nucleotide messenger RNA. Its product is annotated as WD domain containing protein. Bases 1 to 1329 code for a protein of 442 amino acids. Gene Ontology annotation, biological process: ubiquitin recycling; proteasome-mediated ubiquitin-dependent protein catabolic process. The record is from RefSeq and is a predicted model, not a curated record. Gene Ontology annotation, cellular component: cytoplasm; nucleus. The transcript has a single exon. Gene Ontology annotation, molecular function: ubiquitin binding. NCBI's taxonomy places the organism in Eukaryota, Evosea, Mastigamoebida, Endamoebidae.